AUGACGACCCCUGGCGCAGCCGCAACCUCCUUUCCAAGCGGCAUCGCCGCGAUUCUCAGCGACGCGAAUGACGCGACGACGCCCCCCGCCCCUUUCUCCGCCGCCGCAAGCCACGCGCUCGCCGCCACAGUCGGCCCGCUGAGCACCAGCGGGGCGACGGGGGGCGGGAGAAAGGCGGUGACUGCGGGGAAGGGGAGGAAGGGGCCGAUCGGAAUCUCCCCGCACUGGAGCGCGAGUUGCAUGGGGCGCGCGUGCGGGGUGAUGGAGCGGCCAAUCAGCGUGUACGUCGUGUGGUACGGCGCGUUCUCCGAAGCGCAGAAGCAGAUGGUCCGCGCGUUCACCGCGUCGCUCAGCCCGAACGCCGACCCAUCCGUCACAGGUGCUGUCCCCUCGUUGCAAGCACUGACAGGUGUUGGCCCCUCGUUACAGGACGCGGGGAUGGAUGGGCUGCUGUCGGUAUUCGCACAUGAGCUGGCAGAGGCCACGUCGAGCCCGUUCAUUGCCACGUGGUUCGAUGGGAGUGGGCAGGAGAACGCCGACAAGUGCUCGUGGCAGUUCCCCCCAUCCUCACAGGUUGCCCAGUCCCGCACCACUCUUUCUGUCCCUCUCUGCCUCUUCCACUGCAGGUUCGCCCCCAUUCUCACUGACGCCUCUGGUGUUAGGUACAACCUGGUGGGGGUCAACGGCUUUAAGUUCCUCAUUCAACAGAAUUGGGACCUCACCACUGGUACCUGCGCCACCACUCUCCCCUACCCUUCGCCGGCGUCCCCUCCCCCGCCGCCCAAGUCCCCCCCUCCGCCUAAAUCCCCCCCGCCGCAAUCAAAUCUGGAAAAGAUAUGGAGAAAAAUAUGGGGGAGAGGGAAGCGAUGA
Messenger RNA from Closterium sp. Naga37s-1, 870 nucleotides. NCBI's taxonomy places the organism in Eukaryota, Viridiplantae, Streptophyta, Zygnematophyceae, Desmidiales, Closteriaceae. The record is from the annotation of a GenBank genome assembly.